UCUGUUGAUACUGUAUAUCUUCUAGCCAGCUCUGUCAGAGAACUGCUUAUCUCCUCAUAUCAAGACGCAGCCUCACUCCACACUAGAAAACGACAAAGGUCACCCUCGUCUUCCACGCAUGUGUUUACUUUCCUUCGACAACCCGACCCUGAGACGCUGGAGAUUUCCCGAGCUGCAGAGGUUUUUCAAACAACUCUGCAAGUCCUGAAGAACAGAGUGAGACAGAGAUAUAAAAGGGAUGUCACGGCAACAGAGUUGCUUUCCUGGGAGGACGUGGAGCUGAUUGCAGAGCUUUCUCAGUGUCCUCCUCCAACACAUCCAGCCAUCUGUCUGCAAAGUCAUCUCAACAAGUACCGCUCUAUAUCUGGCCUCUGCAACAACAGGCAAAAUCCUCUCUGGGGAGCAGCCAACACUCCCUUGGUCAGGUGGCUUCCAGCUGAAUACGAAGACGGAGGGAGAGAACCCAAGGGUUGGAACCGAGGACGGCUCCAUAAUGGAUUCCAACUUCCUUCGCCAUGGGAAGUCAGCAAGAAAAUAUUGAGGAGCUCUGUUAAACGGCCAGAUGACGUCUAUUCUCACAUGCUGGUGGAUUGGGGCCAAUACAUCGACCAUGACAUAACCUUUACCCUUCAAAGCAAAGGCAGUGCUGGGGUGGACUGUUUUAACACAUGUCAAAAUGUGCAUACAUGCUUUCCCAUUGAGACAGGUGAUGCUAUCACAGGUGGACAAGGCUGCAUGCCCUUUCAUCGCUCCAGACCAGCCUGCAUAGUCAAUUUUGGAUCAAAUAUAAGUCAAGCUCUGCAGCAACAACAGAUAAAUGCCAUCACAUCAUUCAUUGAUGCUUCACUUGUAUAUGGCGACACUCCAAGGAGGGCUGGCUUCCUCCGUGACCUCUCUGGCCUCAAUGGGAAACUUGCUGUCAACGAUCAAUUCAGAGAUCCCAAAGGAAGACCCUACCUUCCAUUUGUAGCCUCUCUGCCAUCAGCCUGCAAUCAGAACCCGCACGGGGAGAGAGUGGAUUGUUUCAAUGCUGGAGACACUCGCUGUAAUGAGGAUCUUCCCCUGAUUGUUCUGCAUACAUUGUGGCUUAGGGAACACAAUCGGAUUGCAGAGGCACUGAAACACAUUAAUGGUCACUGGAACUCCGAGACUAUUUACCAAGAAACUCGCAAAAUUAUUGGAGCUCUGCAUCAGAUCAUAACCAUGCGGGAUUAUGUUCCAAAAAUCAUUGGCCAAGAGUCUUUUGAACAUUACAUUGGACCCUAUGGUGGAUAUGAUCCAACUACAGACCCCUCAGCCGCCAAUGUGUUUGCCACCGCUGCAUUCAGGUUCGGCCACGCUACCAUCUCUCCGAUCCUCAGCAGACUGAACGAGAGCUUCCAGAAGCAUGAGCACUUCCCCCACUUGAGAUUGGACGACACUUUUUUCAGUCCAUGGAGAAUAGUCAAAGAAGGUGGAAUUGAACCAACUCUGAGAGGUUCAAUUGGAACUGCAGCAUCAGCUGUCAGCGCAAACAUGCUGAUGACAGAGGAGUUAACAGAGAGGCUGUUACUCUUGAACGUGUCACAGCACAUGGACCUGGCUUCGUUGAACCUGCAGAGAGGACGUGAUCACGCUCUCCCAGGAUACAAUGAUUGGAGAUCAUUCUGUGGACUGAAGCGCAUCAAGACACUGGAUGGUUUCAAAGAGGUUGUAACAGACAACAGGGUUGCUGAGAAGAUAGAACAAAUAUACAAACAUCUUGACAAUAUCGAUGUAUGGCUUGGAGGGCUCGUUGAGAACAUGUUGCCAGGCUCAAGAACUGGUCCCCUCUUUGCUUGCCUGAUUGGAAAGCAGAUGAAAGCACUUCGUGAUGGCGAUAGGUUUUGGUGGGAGGCUGAAGGAAUAUUCAGCCAGCAACAGAAGGCUGAGCUUAUUAAAGGUUCUUUGUCUCGCAUCAUCUGUGACAACAGCGACAUAAGGGAAGUUCCUCCUGAUUCUUUCAGGUUUGGGAAUUACCCCUACGAUUACAUCUCUUGUGAUCAAAUGCCAUCAAUUCAUUUGGAAGCUUGGAGAGAGGAGAAGAGUCAAGACUUAGAACAGUGCAGUACUCCAAGAAAGAUAAAGAAUGGGGAUUUUAUUUUGUCCUCUGCAUAUGGCAAACUGGUCGCUUUGUACUCCUGUUACCAUGGUUUCAAGUUAAAGGGUGCUGCUGCAAUAGUUUGUGAGGGAUAUCGGUGGAGUGAUCAACCCCCACAAUGUGAAGGGAAUCAUCACUAAGUUGUUGAGAAUGCAGCGGCUCAAGAAAUGCUUCGUUAUAUAACCAAAAGAAACCUCAGGAAAACAUUGCUAUCCUUGCUCUUUUUAUUUCAUGAUUUUGUUGACUAACAGUAUGUUUUUUGAAAAAUGACAUUUUUGUUUAAAUCAAACCUUAUUUUAACUAUAACUCUUGUCAUGAUUUGAUACUAUGAAUAAAAUUGAAUUGAAUUUUAAUUAAGAUGGGUUUUUUAAAUAAUAACUGCUAAUAUUCUUUCACCUGUUUUAUAUUUGGUAGACUUUAACUUUAAUUGCAAUAAGUUGAAUUUUGCUUAAUAAAAAUAUAUACACCUAUACACCUUUAAAUCCAAGCCAUUUUCGUCAUUCUUUUCUUACAGUACAUUGCACAAUUUAUACAAGGCUUUAUUUGAAAUUACUUUUUCAGUGCAGCUUUUACCGUUCUUAACAUGACGUAACAUUUUUUUUUUCAUAAGAUGAUAUCAGCUUCUGAAAACAUUAAACAGCCGCACAUUUUUAAUAAAUCACUGACACUGUGAUAGUUCUCAUACGCUAGCUCAUAGUGCAACAUUUUCUUCAGAAAAGUUAUUGCUAAUAAAGUAGCAGCAACAUGAUCUGAUAAACCCCCUAUAAUAAAACAGGAAUGUUAUUUUGUUUUGAAAUCUGGCCAAAUUAGUCAUACCUUAACAUGAAAAUGAUUGGUGUCCUAGUCUGCCUUGCAGUGUAACCUGAGAGCCGAACAUACAUGACAUAACUGUAAGUUAUGUAUUUUUUAAGUUUUGUUUUUCUUGUAUGCUUGAUUGUGGUGAUUGUCAUCCUAAUAAUGCUUCUAAUUGAAUGUGUAUAUUUAUCUUCUCUGGUGUCAAAAAGAAUAAGCUAAGUCUAAGCAUAAUUAGCAUUAUUAGACCGCACAUAGUCUAUAUCCACGACGUUCCACUUCUUGGAUGCUCCGGUGCUGAUGGAAAUUCCGCAGGAUCAUGCUCUUUUCGCCAGGACGUCCGUUACCUUCUGCUUUCUUUGUGUUGGAAUUUCAAACUCCGGUGGA
Perca fluviatilis (European perch) is the source of this 3298-nucleotide messenger RNA. RefSeq names its product thyroid peroxidase (gene tpo). The transcript has 12 exons. The annotation marks the transcript as partial. Lineage: Eukaryota; Metazoa; Chordata; Actinopteri; Perciformes; Percidae. Gene Ontology annotation, biological process: response to oxidative stress. Gene Ontology annotation, molecular function: peroxidase activity; heme binding. The record is from RefSeq and is a predicted model, not a curated record.